Didymodactylos carnosus is the source of this 745-nucleotide messenger RNA. The record is from the annotation of a GenBank genome assembly. NCBI's taxonomy places the organism in Eukaryota, Metazoa, Rotifera, Eurotatoria, Philodinida, Philodinidae.
GCGCAGCAACUGAGAUCUCCGAUGAGGGCGCCGCACGAUGAAUCUCCAGCACAGUCUGUUAGUGGCGCCCUCAUCGGAGAUCUCAGUAGCUGCGCUUGAGCAUAACAAAAAAAUAUGGGGAAAUGAAAUGUUAUUUGAAGCUAAUUUAAAUCUAAAAUUUUCAUCCAAUGAAUUUCAGUUCGAAUUUUGAAUUUCCCAUAUCUUUUAGUGACACUAUUAUAGUGUCACUAAAAGACACUAUAAUAGACACUAUCCGCUAUUAGCGGAUGCACUUAGUCGUCAGUCCGCGUACCAAGGUACUAUUGUCUCUUAUUUAUGGCCAUUAUUCCAUUCUCGUUCAAAUGUGUUUGUCUCUGAACAUACAAAAGAUAAUGUGGUGAGAAAUUUUCAUUUAAAAUAUGAUUUACCAUUAUUAAAUUUUUUACAUACACAAGUUGAACAUCACGACACCGCACAACAGACAACGUAUCCCAGUGUAUUGAUUCUCUAUCCAACAUGGUCUGCGUGUAAAACGGCAUACGAUCAUUCAGAAAAAUGUUAUAGUGAACAAUAUUUUGAAAAAAUAUCCGUCUGCUUAAUUUACGAAGGACAGUGGAGUAAUGAACAAGAUUUAUAUCGGCAAUUAAUCACAAACGGAUGUGAUGUACUAAUAUCCACAGCAACUAUUGUAAAUAAUCUCAUUCAAUAUCAUCAUAUUCAUUUUGAACAAAUUAAAAAUUAUGCAUUUAUGAUCAAUGUGAAUUAG